Messenger RNA from Rhineura floridana, 8595 nucleotides. RefSeq names its product lysine acetyltransferase 6B (gene KAT6B). The coding region runs from base 1115 to 7189 and encodes 2024 amino acids. Gene Ontology annotation, biological process: nucleosome assembly; regulation of DNA-templated transcription. Gene Ontology annotation, molecular function: DNA binding; histone acetyltransferase activity. Gene Ontology annotation, cellular component: MOZ/MORF histone acetyltransferase complex; nucleosome. Lineage: Eukaryota; Metazoa; Chordata; Lepidosauria; Squamata; Rhineuridae. The record is from RefSeq and is a predicted model, not a curated record. The transcript is spliced from 17 exons.
UAUUUUUCCCCUAUAGGGAGGAAAGAGGUCGUGUGAUUGACACCGCACUCCCUCCAAUGUCCUGACAUGUAGGAGGGGAAUAGCGGAUGAUGAUGAUGGACGGGGCACAGUUGCCAAUGAACGAGGCCGUUUAGCUGAUAGGCGGGCCUUCACUGACCCACUGAAGGCGAGGUAAGGAUAGGUAGGGUGCGAGGUUUUAAUGAGCCUCCUUUGGGCCGUCAUCAAGUGUCAUGUCGGAUGCGCUGUGAUUGCGAGAGGGCAAAACAAAAUGGCGGCUGCUUGAAUGGCGAGAGCGGCGGCAGAAGAAGCGGAGCGUCGUGAAGAGAGAAGUUCGCUGUCGAAGGCGCCAGCAGGGGGCGCAGCUGCGGCAUCACCUGGCGGUGGCUCCUCCUCCUCGUCUCUUUUUGCCGCUCUCAUCCUCAUCCUCCCAGUGGCGGGGGCGUGUCGUGACCGCCACCCGCUGGUUAGGUGAGUCGCGGCAAAAGGAGGACCUCCCUGCCCGUACUUCCAACUCUUGGAGCAGGGUAGUACCGGGGGAAGAACCAGUGCAGAGCGCUUGGCGCUAAGAGAGGCAACCUGGUGUGUUUCAAGUUAAUUAAUUGUAUAAAUGUAAGAGAUGUUUGCCUUUUGCGGUCAUUGGCCCGAUAAAGGCUCUGGAAGGAGGAGCUCAAUUGGAUGGAAUCGGGGUGUGUGUGAACAGAGGGGGAGUCUCUGUUGGCUUAAUUUUUCAAAAUGAAAGCUGAAAGUUCAAGAAGAGAGCUUGGAGUAUUCCUGAGGGGGCCUGGACCCCUUAGCACUCAUACGGCAAACCUGGUUCUCUUCCCUCACCAUCAAACCAUAUCAGGCUUUUGUGACAACUUGGAAGAAAGAAAGAUCCAUCAGAUUAUAGAGAUGUCUUCUAUUUGGUACAGUAGAACAGUUCUAACUUGCCAUGUUCAUUAAGGAUUUUAAAGAAAUCAUCCCUGUUUUUUAUGAUAUCCUAAGGAUGGAUUCUUGAAUUGGUGUUACAGUUCAUGAAGAGGCCUGUUCUUCCUGCAUUCUUGGAAUGCUCAGUAAUAGGAUUAGAGAGGAACUCUAUGGGUAACUCUUGUUCUCGAGAAAUUAUUGGUCAACCAUGGUAAAACUUGCCAACCCACUUUACACGGAGUGGAUUCUUGAAGCUAUACAAAAAGUGAAAAGGCAAAAGCAGAGACCAUCUGAAGAGAGAAUUUGUCAUGCUGUGUGCGCAUCCCAUGGAUUAGAUAAGAAGACUGUUUCAGAACAGCUGGAGCUAAGUGUCCAAGAUGGCUCUGUUCUCAAAGUUACCAACAAAGGCCUUGCUUCCUACAAGGACCCAGAUAAUCCGGGGCGUUUCUCAUCUGUUAAAUUGGGCGAGCUUCCUAAGCCUGCCAAAGGAUCUAGGGGAACUUGUAAUGAGCUUCGGAAUGUGGAUUGGAAUAAACUUCUGCGGAGAGGAAUUGAAGGGCUUCAGGAACCAAAUGGCUCUUCCCUCAGAAACAUAGAAAAAUACCUGAGAAGUCAACAUGAUCUUGCAGGUAUUUUCAACAACCCUGUGUUUCAACGGAGAUUACGGUUGGGGGCCAAACGUGCUGUAAAUAAUGGGAGAUUAUUGAAAGAAGGACCUCAGUAUAGGGUGAACUAUGGUAGCCUGGAAGGCAAAGGAACAUCUCAAUACAGUUCGUUUCCAAUGUCUCUCCCACCUGUCAGUCUUUUGCCUCAUGAAAAAGACCAGCCACGAGCGGAUCCCAUUCCAAUAUGCAGCUUCUGUUUGGGGACAAAGGAAUCAAACCGUGAGAAAAAGCCAGAAGAACUCCUUUCCUGUGCUGAUUGUGGCAGUAGUGGACAUCCAUCCUGUUUGAAAUUUUGUCUGGAGUUGACGACAAAUGUGAAAGCCUUAAGGUGGCAGUGUAUUGAAUGCAAGACAUGCAGUGCCUGUAGAAUCCAAGGCAAAAAUGCAGAUAAUAUGCUUUUCUGUGAUUCUUGCGAUAGAGGUUUCCACAUGGAGUGCUGUGACCCGCCUCUCUCCCGAAUGCCAAAAGGGAUGUGGAUUUGCCAGGUCUGCAGACCAAAGAAAAAAGGAAGAAAGUUACUUCAUGAGAGAGCAUCACAGAUAAGACGGCGAUACACAAAACCUAUUGGACGACCAAAAAAUAAACUAAAGCAACGAAUGUUGUCUGUAACCAGCGAUGAAGGAUCCAUGAAUGCAUUCACAGGAAGGGGGUCACCUGGUAGGGGUCAAAAGACUAAAGUCUGUACCACACCUUCAUCUGGUCAUGCUGCAUCUGUGAAGGAUUCAAGCAGCAGAUUGGCUGUUACAGACCCCACCUGGCCUGGUGCCACCGCCACCAAAAUCACCACCACCACCUUCACCUACAUACCUGCCUCUACACUUAACGUUAACAAGAAAACCAAAGGGCUUAUUGAUGGCCUUACUAAGUUUUUUACACCGUCACCCGAUGGUCGCAGAUCACGAGGUGAAAUAAUAGACUUUUCAAAGCAUUGUCGUCCAAGGAAAAUGGCCUCUCAGAAACAAUCAUGUACUUCUCAUGUGUUGGCUACAGGUACCACACAAAAGCUAAAACCUUCUUCACUUCCACCCCCAACCCCCAUCUCUGGUCAGAGCCCCAGUUCACAAAAAUCCAGCACUUCCAUCUCUUCUAACUCUCCCCAAAGCUCCUCCAGUCAGUCAAGUGCACCCUCCUUUAGCAGCCUUCCUAAUAACAGUCAGCUAAAGGGACUCUUUGAUGGACUUUCUCAUAUUUAUUCCACUCAGGGACACUCUCGAAAAAAGGGGCACCCAAGUUAUGCACCGCCCAAGCGUUUGCGUCGUAAAGCAGCAUUCUCUUCCACAUCCAAGUCUAAAACUACUUUCUAUGGAAAGAAAGAGAUUAGAAGUAGGUUUAUGUCUCAUGCCUCUGCCUCUGGAUGGGGUAUGUGUAGAGGACGUGCUUUUAAAGCAGUUGCUCACUUCAAGCAAACAACUUUCCUUAAAAAGCGCAGGAUUCUAGGCAGAUUAAAGUAUAAAGUGACCCCUCAAAUGGGGACCCCCUCACCAGGGAAGGGGAGCUUGGCAGACGGAAGGAUUAAACCUGAUCAGGAUGAUGGUACAGAAAUCAAAAUAAGCAUCAAACAAGAAAACUCAGAUCUGUUUCUGGUGGGAAGCAAGGAUAUUGUUACAGAAGAAGAUUUGGAAAUGUUUAAGCAAGCCCAGGAACUUGCAAUGGAGAAGAUCGGUUGUAAAAAUGGUGGAGAAACAAAUGGACGGUAUCCUUCAGUGAUAGAAUUUGGGAAAUAUGAGAUCCAAACAUGGUACUCCUCGCCUUACCCACAAGAAUAUGCAAGACUAUCAAAGCUUUUCCUGUGUGAAUUCUGUCUUAAAUAUAUGAAAAGUAAAAAUAUUUUGCUAAGGCAUGCAAAGAAGUGUGGUUGGUUUCAUCCUCCAGCCAAUGAAAUUUACAGGAGGAAGGACCUUUCAGUGUUUGAGGUUGAUGGGAAUGUGAGCAAAAUUUAUUGCCAAAAUCUUUGCUUGUUAGCAAAGCUCUUUCUGGACCACAAAACGUUAUAUUAUGAUGUUGAACCAUUCCUUUUCUAUGUUCUCACAAAGAAUGAUGAGAAAGGAUGCCACUUAGUUGGAUACUUCUCUAAGGAAAAGCUGUGCCAGCAAAAGUACAAUGUCUCUUGCAUAAUGAUCAUGCCCCAGUACCAAAGGCAAGGAUUUGGAAGGUUUCUCAUUGAUUUCAGUUACUUACUUUCUAGACGAGAGGGACAAGCAGGAUCACCUGAAAAGCCACUCUCUGAUCUGGGCCGUGUCUCCUACUUAGCCUAUUGGAAAAGUGUCGUAUUGGAAUAUCUUUAUUGCCAUCACGAGAGACAGAUCAGCAUCAAAGGAAUGAGCCGAGCAACUGGAAUGUGCCCCCAUGACAUUGCCACCACCCUGCAGCAGCACAGCAUGAUAGACAGAAGAGAAGAAAAAUUUAUAGUAAUUAGAAGGGAGAAACUGAUUUCAAGCCACAUGGAGAAACUGAAAACCAAUCCACGCAUCAAUGAAGUAGAUCCAGAAAGCUUGAGGUGGACCCCCCUUUUAGUUCCUAAUACAGCAGUUUCUGAGGAAGAAAGAGAAGCUGAAAAAGAGGCUGAGCGACUGAUGGAGCAGGCAAGCUGCUGGGAAAAAGAAGAACAAGGACUGUUUGCCGCAAAAGAUAAUAGGCAGUUGCCUGCAAAAGUGCAAUCUAAAAACAAGUAUCUGCGGCCUCCAGAGAGUGUAACAGGAGCAGCAGAACGAGGGCAGUCCACAGAUCCACCAAAAGAAAGCAGUGGGGAGGAAGAGGAGGACGAAGAAGAAGAGGAAGACGAGGAGGAUGUGGAUGGACAUCAGCAGAAUUCUCCUCCAAGGCUGGCAAAACCACCGUUGAUUGCUAUGAAGCGAAAGAGACCUUUCAUAUUGAAAAAGAAACGGGGUCGUAAACGCAGAAAGAUUAAUAGCAGUGUUACAACAGAGACCAUUUCAGAGACCACAGAAGUUCUCGAUGAGCCCUUCGAUAACUUGGAAGAAGAGCAUCCCAUGACGCAGCUGGAACCUACUUGUGAAAUAGAUGGGGAAGAUGAUGAAUUAAAGCCUGGUAUUGAAGAAGCGUUCCAGCGUCACUCUGAGGAGAAGGAAGAAAAAGAGGAAGAGGAGCAGGAGAAAGACAAUCAUUGUUACCAAAAUGAUACUCCAUGCAGAGUUAAUGCAGAAGAGGAUGUGGCCAUCCUGGAAGAUGAUGAUAAAGACAAUCCUGAACCUAUGAUAUGUAAACAAGGAUGGUCUAAAGGAAUGAAGCAGUGUCCAUCCAAAUGGAGACAAAACAAAGAGAGAAAACCAGGUUUUAAACUUAAUUUGUACACUCCGCCUGAGACUCCUAUGGAACCUGACUCUCAGGUGAUGGGAGAAGAAUCAAAAGAGAUGGUUGAGAAUGACCCAUGCCAGGCUUCUGCUGUUACAGAGGAGAUUAAAACCACUGAAACCAUUUUUCCACAUGAGGAUGAGGCAACAGAUUCAGUAUCUGAGUAUCUGGAGCUACCCAAAACAGAGAAAACAGAAAAUGAUUUAGCAGAAGUAGGAGAAAACAGCAUACUAGAAGAAGUGGAAAGUGCAAACCAUGUUAAGGACCAGCAAGAGGAAGCAGAAAUGGAGAAAGAUGAGCCUGAACCUUUAGAAGAGCAGGAGGAGGAGGAGGAGGAGGAGGAACAGUCUCACAAUGAGGAUCAUGAUGCUGAUGAUGAGGAUGAGAGCCACAUGGGUUCAACAGGAGUGGAAACUCAGGAGGCAGUGCCUGCAGAAGCUCUCAAGCAAGUACUGGAGAAUCAGGAGUCUUUUUUAGACCCAAAUGAACAGGAUGGAAAAUCAAAUCAGGAAGACUUAGUGGACUGUGUAGCUGACCUUGCAGCUGAGUGUGAUAAUGAGCAUAAAGAGCGUCCUGCUGUUUCAGAGCCUGUACCUGAGUCGGGUGAUGAAAAUACAGAAAAUCAAAAUCAAACUGACAGUAAUGAACUAAAUUCUGCAUUCAAGGACACAAAUGCUGAAACCUUGGAGAUAGACUCUGAGACAGUUCAGGCAGUAAAGUCUCUAACACAGGAAACGACGACAGAACAGGAAGAUGCAUUCCAGGAUUGUGUAGAGACUCAAGAGGCAUGUCGAAGCCUGCAGACUUAUACCAAUACUGACCAAAGCCCACAGAUGACCACAUUGGAUGACUGCCAGCAGUCUGAUCACAGUAGCCCUGUCUCAUCUGUCCAGUCUCAUCCCAGCCAGUCAGUUCGUUCUGUUAAUAGCCCAAAUGUGCCUCCAUUAGAAACCAGUUAUGCUCAAAUCAGCCCUGAUCAAAGUGCCAUCUCCGUGUCAUCUUUACAAAACAUGGAAACCAGUCCUAUGAUGGAUGUUCCUUCUGUUUCUGACCAUUCACAGCAGGUUGUUGAUAGUGGAUUUAGUGACCUGGGUAGCAUUGAGAGCACAACAGAGAACUAUGAAAACCCAAGCAGCUAUGAUUCCACCAUGGGCAACAGCAUAUGUGGAAACAACAACUCACAAAACAGCUGUUCGUAUAGCAAUCUGACAUCUAGUAACAUGACCCAGAGUAGUUGUGCAGUAACCCAGCAGAUGUCUAAUGUGAAUGGAAGCUGCAGCAUGAUGCAGAACACCAGCAUCAACUCACCUCCUCCUUGCAAUGUGAAAUCUCCUCAAGGCUGUGUUGUUGAAAGGCCUCCAAGCAGCAACCAGCAGCUUCCUCAAUGUAGUAUGGCUGCUAACUUCAGCCCACCUAUGCAGUUAAAUGAAAUCACAGAGACUGGCAAUGCCAACAUCGGCUUGUAUGAAAGAAUGGGUCAAAGUGAGUUUACAGCAGGGCAUUAUCCACAACCAUCUGCCACCUUCAGCCUUGCCAAACUGCAACAGUUAACGAACACACUUAUGGACCAUUCAUUGCCUUACAGCCAUUCAGCUGCUGUCACUUCCUAUGCAAAUAGUGCCUCUUUGUCUACUUCUCUUAGUAGCACAGGACUUGUUCAGCUCUCUCAGUCUCCUCAUCCAGUUCCAGGAGGCGGCCAAGUCCAGGCUACAAUGACUCCACCCCCUAAUCUCACUCCUCCUCCCAUGAAUUUGCCUCCUCCCCUUUUGCAGCGCAACAUGGCCACAUCCAAUAUUGGCCUAUCCCAUGCCCAAAGACUGCAAACACAGAUGCCUGGCAAAGGCCAUGUUUCAGUUAGAACUAAGUCAGCACCUUUGCCACCAGCUGCAACGGCUCACCAGCCACAGAUCUAUGGGCGAGCCUCACAGUCUGUGGCCAUGCAGGGGCCAGCACGCACCUUAACCAUGCAGCGUGGCAUGAACAUGAGUGUGAACUUGAUGCCAGCUCCAGCUUACAAUGUCAAUUCUGUAAACAUGAAUAUGAAUACCCUUAAUGCUAUGAAUGGAUAUAGUAUGUCCCAAACUAUGAUGAAUGGAGGCUAUCACACAAAUCAUGGUUAUAUGAAUCAAACAGCCCAGUACCCUAUGCAGAUGCAAAUGGGAAUGAUGGGAAGCCAGCCAUAUGCACAACAGUCAAUGCAGACUACCCCCCACAGCAACAUGAUGUAUACUCCACCAGCACAUCAUGGCUAUAUGAAUACUGGCAUGUCUAAACAGUCUUUGAAUAGCUCUUAUAUGCGUAGGUAGGAUUUUGGAGGGGGGGAGAGAAGGUUGACAUACCAAACUGGCAUGCCAGAAUUUGACCGGCACAAAAACAUGUCCUUUUGGAGAAUACGAUUUCAAAACCAGCAAUUGGUGUGAACGCAAAAACAUUUGUUGGCACCAUUUUUAAAAAAAACUGUAUGCAGCAGAAGGCCUUAUAUAAAUGUAUUCUCAUUUUAUUCUUAUUUGUUUUGUAAUUUUGCUUUGUUUGCAAUUUUUUGUGUAAUUGAAGUUCUGUGGCAACAAAGAACUUCCUCAUUGUACUGCAAAUACACAAAACAAGCUGAUGGUUCACAGCCAUUUUUUAUGUGCCUGUUCCCAUUUGAAAUGUGGAUCAUAGUUUUGGAGUAUAUUGGAUGUUGUGCUGGACUGUGAGCUUUCCUCCUGUUCUGUCCUUCCCUGCCCUAUCUUCUCCGCCAUGUAAAUGCCUUUUUGCAUUGCAUUCAUGGACUAUUUUGUUCCUCAAGGUGACAUUUUCGCAUGCCGCUAAUGUCUUUGUUAGUGACAGUGCGUUUUGUAGUACUGUACAAGUGUUGUGCUUAACAGUAAGCCAUUUCUUUAUUUGUGUUUCUUUUCUCCUUGAUUAGGUUACCCUAGUUUAAGGGGUUAAAAAUUAUAUUUUUGUUAAUUAUAUUUUUAAAAUCUUGUUUUUAAAAAGCUGUGAAAGUUAUUCCAAUGUUGAUUAGUUCAGACAUUUUGAGUGCAAUCCACUGGGAAAUUCCUGUGUGUUGCCUGUGCUCUUGGACAAAUAUGACAGAUUUCUGUGGGGCUGGCACAGACGAGUGUCCUGAUGGAUUGCACCCUCGAUUGGUAAAUAUUUGAUGUAAAAAUGAGCCCUCUUUCUGUCUGGUGACAGAUUUUUUUUCCCCUCCAAAGAAGGAAAAAAGGCAGCUUCCUGUUCCGUUUUUGUUUUGUUCUUUUAAAUGCAAACCUUAUUGAUUGACGCAUAUCAGUGUUUAUCAAGUUUUUGAAACAUUUUCAUGUAUGUCCAGAUACUUGGCAGGAUUUUAAAAAAAGUGAAUUUGGUGUAAAGUUGCUAUUUUAUGGAAAUGCCUCUAACUUUACAUUUUCAUUCCAUCUGUAGAUUUUUCUAUCUUUAUAAAAUAUUGGAGUUAUUUUUUAAGAAAAAUAAACAGAGCAGUAGUGUGUGAAUAGCUCAAAUGAAGCUUGAAGCAUGUAAAAAAAAACACAGAAGGUAUUUGUGUCUGUUUAUAUGGCUUCCUUUUUUUGUAGCCUUUGUACCUGUACAGAGUGACUGUAAGGGCCAAAAAGUGGCUUGAUUCAUGUAUAAAACUAGACCCAGUGACAUUCUCUUGUAUUUAUGUUACCUUUUUAGUCAGUCACUUAAAUAAAGCAAAGACAAGCUGUACAUUUUAACAUAAAAUAAAUUA